ACAAUAACAAGAAAGCCGUGAGGCAAGACUGACACUGCGCCGGUGAAGCGCGUGGCGUGCCGACCAGUGCCGGCCCGAAGCUUUUCCUCGACGCCCCCUCCCCUCCUUCCCCCGCAUCAGCGCUACCAUCUCUUUUCGCAAGCCAUCCUCGUGCGCACGCCCGGUGCGAGGCUAUCUACACCGCCACGCCCUUCCGCCAAAGGACCUGUUGCGGCCACCGUGUUCCUACUUGCGGUCCAAGCUGGUCCAAGUCGCCGAGCUGUGAUGGACUUAACGGGGACGCCGGGCGUGACGGCGCCGCGACGACACUCGUGAAGCCAACGGUGACCUCAAGACAGUGUGGGCGCGCGGCUCAGCCCGCGAGUGCGUGCAAAGUGUGUGCAGUGCAGUGAACUUCGCCACAGGAUAGACCGAGCGCCCACCAUGCUCAAGAUUCAUUUUCUGGACCACCUGGUCGAGGAGGAUGACAGGCGCCAGCAGAUGGAAGGGCCGCUCCUCAAGGGAUCCUACGACCCGGACACCGGCCAGGAGAAAAUCAAGGGCGCGACGCAGGACCUGUUCGAGUUGCUGGAGCGCGUGCAGAGCAGCCGACUGGACGACCAGCGAUGCGUCCUGCCGCCGUACUUCUCUCAGGCGUCUCGCGAGGAGAGGUCGUCGUCAUGCUCGACCCCCGCCGCGUCGUCCGCCCCCGCCGCGGUGUCGGCGUCGCAGCGGCAGCUGGAGGAGGCGCUGACGCGGCCCGCGCCCUUCCCCAUGAUCGUGCUGCCCCCCGAGGGCCAGCAGGGCUGCCCGCCGGGCGCCCAGGGCGGCCGCGGCUACUGGGUGGACGGCGCCGAGCACGAGUGCGCCUUCGACACGCUGGGCAACCCCGUGCUGCCGCACGCCGACUGGCGCGCGCACAAGUUCGAGACGGACGAGACGGCGCGCUGCUACCGCCGCUUCUUCGUCGGCAGGGAGCACAGCAACUGGGUGGGCGUGGACGACGCCCUGGGCCCCAUGCUGCUGUCCCUCAAGGUGGAGCAGGAGCACGCGCGGCUGCUGCUGCGGCUGCGGACGGGCACGGUGCACGAGCUGCUGCCGUCGUCGUGCCUCGCCGCGCACCCCUCGCCCGCCGCCCUCGCCAAGCUCCUGAACGACGGCCUGACCGUCGACCGUGUGUCCCCCGUGCUCUGUCCGCGCGCUUCCCAGUUGAUAGCGGCCUACGACGAGCACGUCAUCGUGUCCAACUUCAAGUUCGGAGUCCUGUACCAACGCUUCGGCCAGACCUCCGAGGAGCAGCUCUUCUCAAACCGCCACUCUUCCCCUGCUCUGGAAGAGUUCCUGCAGGUGCUGGGACGCCGCAUCCAGCUCAAGGACCACAAGGGGUACCGAGGGGGUUUGGACACUCAGUUUGGACAGACCGGGGACGAAGCCAUUUAUGAUGUGUUCAAAGACAGAGAAAUCAUGUUCCAUGUUUCCACCAUGCUGCCUUACACAGAAAAUGACCCCCAGCAACUGCAGCGGAAAAGGCACAUUGGAAAUGACAUUGUAGCUGUUGUUUUUCAAGAAUCCAACACACCCUUUUCGCCAGACAUGAUUGCCUCUCACUUUUUACAUGCCUACAUUGUGGUCCAAGUCUUGGAACCCAACACUCCAAACACUAGGUAUAAAGUUAGUGUCACUGCGAGAGAUGAUGUACCAUUCUUUGGCCCAGCCCUUCCUAGCCCAGCAGUGUUUAGGAAGGGGCCAGAAUUUCGAGAGUUUCUUCUAACAAAGCUCAUCAAUGCAGAGAAUGCCUGCUACAAAGCAGAAAAGUUUGCUAAGCUGGAGUUGCGAACGCGUUCUUCACUCCUUCAGUCAUUGGUGGAUGAGCUGCAAGACAAGUCUCAAAGCUUUGUAGGGGGAACGUCAGGAAGUACAAGUUCCACCCCAGACACCCCUAAAUCAGAAGGCAGUGGUGGAGCUGGGAGUAGGUUUAUUGAUACUGUCAGAAAAGCACUUUCUACCAAGGGAAGGUCUCAAAGUAUUGAACAAAACUUAAAUAAUAACAACAAUAACAACAACCCCACUCAUCAGAACGGCAUGCGAAAAUCUUCUGCUGCUCAAAUUGCUCAGUCGUCACUGGGAAACAGUUCGGAAGGAACUACACCAGCUUGUGUGAGGUCUCAGUCCAAGUCUGUUUCAUCUAACAAGAAAAGUUCUCCUUCAUCGCCUGUGUCCAGUCCUGACAUGUAUGCACAUCGCUCUCAAAGGGUAACCCUGUCAGAAAGCGAUUCAUCAUCAUUGAACAGCAUGGACCUGGAUGUAGCAGUUUACGUGGACAGCGACACAGGACUAGAGAGCAUGUCUUCAGCUGAAACACCCCACAAAAGUGGUCCCAAUGGCACUCCACACUGUCAUGCCUGUAGCUGUAACAAUACAAGUGGAUCCACUAAUAGCAGUGGAACUGGAAGCACCGAUGGCAUUGUACCAUCAAAUGGAGUCAGCAUUCAAACUGGAACAGGGUGCUGUGGUGACAAACCAAACACAGAUUCACUGAGGCAAGAAGUUACCAGAUUAAAGUGUGAUAAGCUGGAUCUCUUGCGGCAGAAUGUGACUUGCCAAAGAGAUAUCAAGCGGUUACGUGAGAAAGAGUUGCAGCUUCAAUCUGACCUGGCCGCUGCAUCAAAAGAGAUCCUUCGGUUGAGAGAAAUGCUGAAGGACUUCGGAAGCAGUGGAGAGGGAUCGCCAGUGUAGCUUAGUGUGCAAGCCCUGUGACUGACAAAACUUGAAUGUGAUCUAGCCAAAGUUAAUGUUUACCAGUUAAGAAAUCAGCAUCUUGAUUAGAUGAUUUGUCGUGUUAUGAGUUCAGAACUUGAGCAAAAAUGUAACUAAAUUAUUUGUAGCAUUUUGAUGCAAGGAACAAGUAUGGUUGAAUUGAAUUCAACAGAAGGUUUAGUCAAAUGGAGAAACAAUGCCUCAUAUCAUUGGCGUGCACUAAACAGACAAGAAUUUCCUAUAUUACCUUGUGUAGAGACAUUGCUUAUUGUUUGGACAGUUGCACACCUCAGAAAAUCUUCUGUACUAGACUCAGCAUGUUUGACACUCUAUGAUAGAUGUGAUCUAAUAAUUUAUUGUUGUUUGUAUAUAUUUUUGUUUCUUAAUGUUAGAUGUUUCCGUACUGUUGAUCCAAUGAGUUCAAAAUUCUUUUCUUUCUGAAGAUAUAUAUAUAUUUUAUAGCACAUGAUGAUGAAUUUCAUCUUUUGCAGUUGUAACAGGUUUUGUUUGAAUCUUCCCAAAAUAAAUACUACAGAACCCAAUAACAGCAGUAUAAGAAGCACAAACGACUAUGCAACAUUGUAAUGUGCAUAUUUUUUCAUCUGGAUUCUCGAUUUUUUUUAUAUAUAUAUCUUGUUGAUUGUGUUGUUAACUCGAAGUUCACCACUAAGUUAUAUUAAUAUUGAGUGUAGUCUAUCUUUCUUGUAUAUUCUUGCAUCCUAUAACAGUUUAAGAUAUUAAAUUGAAAAUUGUUUUUGUAACAUCCUUGUUAAGUAUUUGUCCUAUGAAUACCAUUUUGCAUGCUUUAAUUAGCAUUCUGUGGUGAAAACAUCAUAAUUAUGGAGAUGAGAAAACUUUGUCUUAUUUACCAAUAGACUAAAGCAUUUCUGAAAUUGCAGCAUUUUGCAGAAUUUUCUGCAUUGAACUUAGAGUGGCAUUUCAAUUACUAAAUUUCGAGUCUGGCUUCUAAUUGUUUCCUGCAAAAUGAUGCAUUGGGUUUUCAUGAUAUGAAUCAUUAUGCCGGAAACACUUAACAAGCUCAGUACUUGCAACUUUUCUGUUCAAUUUAGCACGUUUGUGUGCUUGCGCAUAUGCACUCUUGAAACAUAAAGCACAUACCAAAGCUAACAUUCCUCAAGUCAGUAAGCAUUGAUAGUAUGCUGUAUAUAUGUUAUUGUAAAGUAGAAAAUUACCUGUUUUAUUCCUUAGAGAAUUAUUAGUGUCUCCCCCUCCCCCCAAAGGCUAUAUAUUGUAACACACAAUUUUGGUUUUGUAUAUACUAGUUAUGUAUGUAUUACUGUAGUUCUUGCAAUAUUCAAUUCUGCAUCUAGUAAUUACUUUCUCAGAAAUUUAGCCAUCAUCUUUUGUGAAUCACUCUGAAAUCAUGACAGUUGUCUCGAAGUUGGCAUACCUCUGCUUAAUACAAAAUAAUUCAUCAUCAGAAAGCUAAAAUAACUUGAUGCAGAUUUUGUUUACCUGGUGCGCAAGAGCAGUUUCCAAAUGGUCUUUGUAUAUAGUUAAGGUCUUUAUCAAUUGUUACCAUAUCCUCAAGACCUGAACUGUAUACUUUGCCUAAAAGAUUAUUUCAUAAAGUGCCUCAUAGAUGUUUAUCAAAGAAAGUGUACAUUUGAUUUACUCGAACCAAGAUUGACAUGACAUUGCAAGAUGUGACUUCUGUGACUAUGCUUAUUUGGUGUCAAUUUUUUUUGGAUUUUGGGAAAAAGAUAUUUUGCUAUGUACCAAAAUUUAAAUUUCAGUAAUCAAGCUGCUUAGCUGUCACAUACUUGACAUAUAUUUGAUUUUCAGUGUAAUAGUAUGGAAGAAUUUGUCGAUGCUUAUGUCUGUGCAACUUCAAGUUCAAGAGAGAAUAUUAAAUUAUAUAACAUUA
Messenger RNA from Thrips palmi, 4624 nucleotides. RefSeq names its product rap1 GTPase-activating protein 1 (gene RapGAP1). Gene Ontology annotation, molecular function: GTPase activator activity. The record is from RefSeq and is a predicted model, not a curated record. Gene Ontology annotation, cellular component: cytoplasm. NCBI's taxonomy places the organism in Eukaryota, Metazoa, Arthropoda, Insecta, Thysanoptera, Thripidae. The coding region runs from base 424 to 2715 and encodes 763 amino acids. Gene Ontology annotation, biological process: regulation of small GTPase mediated signal transduction; activation of GTPase activity. The transcript is spliced from 13 exons.